CCUGCGAUCACUGCCUGCGGGCUUUGGAGACGGCAGAGGAAAACGCCCAGCGGCUGUUGGGGAAGAGCUCACUGGUGCUGCCUCACCCAGAGCAGUGCAGCAUCCGGAAAGACCUGCACCAGCAAUGUCCCCGCUGCCAGGUGACGUACUGCAGUGCUGAAUGCAGGCAGGCCGCUUUGGAGCAGUACCACCAGGUCCUCUGCCUUGGCCCGUCCCGUGACGACCCCACGCACCCCCUCAACAAGCUGCAGGAGGCAUGGAGAAACAUGCAUUAUCCACCGGAGACUUCCAGCAUCAUGUUGAUGGCCCGGAUGGUCGCCACCGUCAAACAGGCUAAAGACAAGGAGUGGUGGAUUAAGGCGUUCUCCCAGUUCUGCAAUAAGACAGCAAACGAAGAAGAGGAGAUUGUGCACAAGCUGUUGGGGGACAAAUUUAAGGGCCAGCUGGAGCUGCUGCGGUUGCUCUUCACAGAAGCCCUUUACGAUGAACAUCUCAGCAGGUGGUUCACUCCAGAAGGCUUUCGAUCCCUCUUUGCCCUCGUUGGGACCAAUGGCCAAGGCAUAGGAACAAGCUCUCUGAGCCAGUGGGUGCACGCGUGCGAUGCGCUGGAUCUCCCCAUGCUGCAGCGAGAGGAGCUGGACGCCUUCAUCGACCAGCUCUACAAGGACAUCGAGAAGGAGUCAGGAGAGUUCCUCAACUGCGAGGGAUCUGGUCUCUACGUGCUCCAGAGCUGCUGUAACCACAGCUGCAUCCCCAAUGCUGAGACAUCCUUCCCGGAAAACAACUUCCUCCUGCAUCUGACGGCUUUGGAGGACAUCGAAGCAGGAGAGGAAAUCUGCAUCAGUUACUUAGACUGCUGCCAGAGGGAGCGGAGCAGACACAGCCGCAACAAGAUACUCAGGGAGAACUACUUGUUUACCUGCUCGUGUCCCAAGUGCCUAGCGCAAGCCGACGAUGCUGAUGUGACGUCGGAUGAAGAGGAGGAGGGCGAAGGAGAGACGGAUGAUGCCGAGCUGGAGGAUGAGAUGACUGACGUUUGAUCCUGACCCAGGGCGAGAGGAGAGGGAAGCGACAGGGAGGGUCCUCCAGAAGGCAGCAGCUUCAAUACUAGAAACAGGGUUGUGUUGUGGGGUCGGGAGGGAGGCCAUGUGCCGGUGACGGGUGCAGAGGUCUGGCAGAGUGGGGCAGCG
Molecule: messenger RNA, 1190 nt
Organism: Tauraco erythrolophus (red-crested turaco)
Lineage: Eukaryota; Metazoa; Chordata; Aves; Musophagiformes; Musophagidae
Source: RefSeq, a predicted model, not a curated record